Symbiodinium pilosum is the source of this 1977-nucleotide messenger RNA. The record is from the annotation of a GenBank genome assembly. NCBI's taxonomy places the organism in Eukaryota, Dinophyceae, Suessiales, Symbiodiniaceae.
AUGAGUACCGCUGGGGACAUUUUCGUCCAUGAACUGUCAGAUGUUUUGACUGAUAGAGUUGGCGUCGGCACUAAAUUCUGGCAAUACGUGGUUGUGCUCCCUGAUGCCGUGAUCGGAGUUGAUUGCAAUGUCUGCUCCCACUGUUUCAUUGAGAAUGAUGUUGUUGUCGGUGAUCGAGUCACAAUCAAGAAUGGCGUGCAACUAUGGGACGGUCUGCGGCUGGGCGAUGACGUAUUUGUUGGGCCUAACACAACCUUUACUAACGAUAAAUUCCCUCGCAGCCUGAAACACCAGAAUACACCAUUAACCACAGUCAUAGAGUCAGGCGCAUCCAUUGGAGCAGGGGCAACAAUAUUGCCUGGACUAAAAAUCGGGCAAAAUGCGAUGGUGGGAUCGGGGGCCGUUGUGACGCGAUCGGUUCCGGCUAACGCUAUUGUUGUCGGUAACCCGGCCAGAAUUGUUGGCUAUGUAGAUGCCAGUUUAGAGAGGGCUGAUACCGACUCGGAGCCGCAACCCGCUCAAACCGGCAGGUCAAAGGUGUCAGGGGUCGAGUUACAUCCAAUGCAUCGGGUAGCCGAUAUCCGUGGAGCCCUUACAGUGGGAGAGUUCGAUCGUUCUAUACCUUUCGAGGCCAAACGUUAUUUCAUUGUAUUUGAUGUGCCCAGUGUCGAGACUCGAGGCGAGCACGCGCAUCGUCAGUGUCAUCAGUUCCUUGUUUGCGUGCGCGGUAGUGUGUCGGUGGUGGCUGACGACGGCAAAAAUCGAGAGGAGUUUCUGUUGGAUCGUCCCGACUUAGGUUUACAUCUUUCGCCUAUGGUCUGGGGUAUCCAGUAUAAAUACUCUGCAGAUGCCGUUCUGUUGGUUUUUGCAUCCGAGUUUUACGAUGCCGGGGAUUACAUUCGCGACUAUAACGAAGAACUGCAGGCCGAGAUAGAUGAAGCAAUUGCACGUCUUCUGGCCAGUGGCUGGUACAUCCUUGGCCCCGAAGUUGAGGCGUUUGAAACUGAGUACGCAGCCUAUUGUGAGGCUUCGUACUGCAUCGGUGUCGGUAACGGUCUGGAUGCGUUGCACCUCGCUCUGCGUGCGAUGGACGUUGGUCCAGGUGAUGAGGUCAUUGUUCCUUCAAACACUUACAUUGCCACCUGGCUGGCGGUAAGCCAGUGCGGAGCAACCCCGGUGCCAGUGGAGCCUUUCGAGGCUACCUACAACAUUGAUCCGGGAUUAAUCGAAGCGGCAAUUACGCCAGCGACAAAAGUGAUUUUGCCGGUUCAUUUAUAUGGGCAGCCUGCCGAUAUGGACCCAAUAUUGAAGAUUGCUCACAAGCACGGCUUAAAAGUACUGGAAGAUGCCGCUCAGGCCCAUGGCGCCCGCUAUAAGGGAAAACGCCUUGGCGCUCAUGGCGACGCGGUGGCCUGGAGUUUUUAUCCCUCAAAAAACCUUGGCGCUCUGGGGGAUGGUGGUGCGGUCACAACAGAUGAUCCUGAGCUGGCGCAGCGCAUUCGUCUCCUGCGUAAUUACGGCUCCAGCGAGAAGAACGUUAAUAAAAUACAGGGCUACAACAGUCGACUGGAUCCAAUUCAAUCGGCAGUUCUGCGGGUGAAGCUCCAAUAUCUGGAUGCGUGGAACGCAAGACGGUCUGUCAUCGCGGACCAGUAUCUGCGUGGGUUGACCGGCACCGGGCUAGCUUUACCGUUGGUCCCAGAUGGAAUUGAACCAGUAUGGCACUUGUUUGUUGUUCGUCAUCCGGAUAGAGACGAACUGCAGAACAAGCUCGUGAACGCGGGCAUUGGCAGCCAGGUUCAUUACCCGAUUCCUCCUUACGACCAACAGGCGUACUCUCAACUGGGAGUCACAGCGGAUGCCUUUCCACUUGCCUCAAGGAUGGCGAGCGAGGUGCUGAGUUUGCCCAUGGGGCCGCAGCUUGAUCGGGACGCGGUUGAAAAAGUCAUCGAAGAGGUUCUGGCUGUUGAUGAAUAA